UCUUUAUGUCUCCAGUCUUCAUGUCUCCAGUUUCUCCUCUGUGUCUCUCAGUCGUUGACGGCCAGGUCAGGUUAGUCGGACCGUCUCGGUGUUCUGGGAGGGUGGAGGUCUACCAUGACAGAGUCUGGGGGACGGUGUGUGAUGACGGCUGGGACCUCAGCGACGCCGAGGUGGUCUGCAGACAGCUGGGCUGCGGCCCCCCAAAGAGCGCCCCCGCGAUGGCCUACUUUGGUCAAGGAGUCGACCCGAUCUGGCUGGACGACGUGGUCUGUGCAGGAACCGAGAACAGCUUGGCUGAUUGUCUCCACGGAGGAUUUGGAAUCCAUAACUGUGGACAUGCGGAAGACGCCGGCGCCACCUGUGGAGGAAUCUUUCGGAAGGUGGUGAGACUGAAGGUUCUGCAGGAUUCCUCUCUGGACCUGAGCGACCCGACGGUGCUGGACGGGUUUCUGAACCAGGUAAACUUAUUAACGGAUCUCGGCUCCAGAACAUCAUGUCAGAGUUUAUUUCAUGUUUCCUCCAGAACUGAUGCAGAUUUUAUGAGAAAUGAUGAAAAUAACGUCUCAGAUCUUCCAGCUUUAACUCCUCAUGUUCCGUCUUCCGGUUCUUUUUGUCUCGGUUCUGUUUCAUGUUUCCUGAACACUGAUGGGUCCGUUGAUGAACAAACUAAACUUUAGUUGAUUUUAUU
This is a messenger RNA of Poecilia reticulata (guppy), 688 nucleotides long. Lineage: Eukaryota; Metazoa; Chordata; Actinopteri; Cyprinodontiformes; Poeciliidae. The record is from RefSeq and is a predicted model, not a curated record.